AACCAUGGAUUAGUACAAGUGAGCUGUUAUAUGGCUCACAAAUCAAUUCAGAAAGAAGAAAAAAAGAAAAAAAGUAAGAAAACCUCUGUGUGAACAGAGGUGAUAAGUGAUAAGCUGCAGGGAAGAAGAGGACCACCACCACAAAGGAACAAAGGUUGAUAAGAGCUGUGUUCGAGGUGGGACAAGACUUUGUCUGAACAUAGUAUCCCACUCGAUCAAACCACCAAAUAUAAUACUGUAAAUCUUUCUAUAAUACUACUUACAAUUGGUAUCUGCAAGAUCGCAUAUCCUCCCGAGUUCACAACCCUCUUUCUCAUCAAUCAUUGUUUCUAUCAGAACCAUAGGGGAUGAAUCUUUUGUAUGAGAGAUUCAGGGCCUUUGUGAGCAACAGAUGGCUGGUGUUUGUGUGUGCAAUGUGGGUGCAGUCAUGUGCAGGGAUUGGCUACCUUUUUGGGAGUAUAUCACCCGUGAUCAAAAGCGCUAUGGGUUACAAUCAGAGGCAGGUAGCUAUGCUCGGUGUGGCAAAGGAUUUGGGUGAUAGUAUUGGUUUUGUAGCUGGAGCUUUGUGUGAAGUCUUACCCAUUUGGGCCCUUCUGCUGAUUGGGGCGAUUCAGAACUUUGUUGGGUAUGGUUUGGUUUGGCUCAUAAUCAUAAACAAAUUGCCUUCUUUGCCGCUCUGGGUGCUCUGUGUUGCUGUCUUUGUGGGGACAAAUGGUGAAACCUACUUCAACACUGCAGCUCUAGUUUCUUGUGUGCAAAACUUUCCCAAAAGCCGGGGUCCUGUUGUUGGGAUACUGAAGGGAUUUGCUGGGUUGAGUGGUGCAAUUCUGACUCAGAUUUACACUAUGAUCAAUUUCCCUAAUGAAGCAUCAUUGAUUUUCAUGGUUGCAGUUGGGCCAUCUAUGGUGGUCAUUGCUCUAAUGUUCAUUAUUAGACCUGUAGGAGGUCACAAACAAGUUAGACCCUCUGAUAACUCGAGCUUCUUAUUUGUCUACAGCAUCUGCCUUAUUCUGGCUGCUUAUUUACUGGGAGUUUUGAUACUUGAGGAUUUAGUUGAUGUGAAUCAAACUUUGGUCACAGUAUUUGCUGUAGUUUUGAUAAUUCUUGUAUUACUUCCUAUUACAAUUCCCAUUCUAUUGGUUUUCUUCUUUCAACAAAGAUAUCAAGUACAAGAGAGUCUUCUUUCUGAGCCAGAUAAACAAGAAGGAGGUAAAUCUGGGCAGGAGCAGGACAGAAAUGAGGUCCUUCUGAGUGAGGUUGAAGAUGAGAAGCCUGCAGAAAUGGAGUCACUUCCAGCAUCAGAAAGACAAAAACGAAUUGCUCAUCUGCAAGCUAAAUUGUUCCAAGCAGCUGCAGAGGGAGCAGUGAGAGUCAAGCCGAAAAAGGGUCCACGUAGAGGGGAGGAUUUCACUUUGAUGCAGGCAUUAAUCAAGGCAGAUUUUCUGCUUAUGUUUUUCUCUCUUAUACUGGCUUCUGGGUCUGGUUUGACAGUAAUUGACAAUUUGGGUCAGAUUUGUCAAUCUUUGGGAUAUACUGAUACGAACAUUUUUGUUUCCAUGAUAAGCAUUUGGAACUUUCUUGGCCGUGUUGGUGGUGGCUACUUCUCCGAAGCUAUCAUUAGAAAAUUUGCCUACCCGAGACCAGUGGCCAUGGCUGUUGUUCAGGUGAUCAUGGCUGUUGGACUCUUCUAUUAUGCAAUGGGAUGGCCUGGGGAAAUUUAUGUUGUGAGCAUUUUGAUAGGACUCGGCUAUGGUGCUCAUUGGGCAAUUGUGCCUGCUGCAGCUUCGGAGUUAUUUGGAUUAAAGAGUUUCGGGGCCUUAUAUAAUUUUCUUACACUGUCUAGUACUGCUGGUUCUCUAAUAUUCUCUGGCAUUAUUGGGAGCGGUAUAUAUGACUAUUAUGCAGAGAAACAAGCUGGCAUCCAAAAGCUAAAUUCAGAAUCUGUGCUUACAAUGCCAAUUCGGGAGGAAUCACUUACUUGUAUGGGUACAAUAUGUUAUUCUCUCACUUGUGGGAUAAUGUCAGGUCUUUGUGUUAUUGCAAUGAUCUUGAGUUUGAUCGUGGUUCAUCGGACUAGGAGUGUGUAUGCUCAACUAUAUGGGAAGACUAAUGCUUGAGUUGCUAGGAUCCUACUUAUAAAGGAAGGACAAACUUUUAUUGCUACAUAAAGUAAACACAAAACAAAUCAAGAAUGGUCUUUCAUUAUCCUCGGAACCACUGCAUUUUUGUGGGAUUCGGAAGCUUUUGCUUGCAUAGCUGAUUUAUCUUCGACAAAGGUUUUCUCACAGACGUGCAGGUUAUUUCAUUAGGCCAGUAUCAUACAUCUGUAGUUCGUUGUGUUAUAGUGAAUUCAUUAUAUGCUUAAUAAUAAAAAAAAUUAAAAUAAAGAGAUGUUCUAGUGUUACUUUGGUUGUAUGCU
Messenger RNA from Manihot esculenta (cassava), 2419 nucleotides. Its product is annotated as protein NUCLEAR FUSION DEFECTIVE 4. The transcript has 3 exons. The record is from RefSeq and is a predicted model, not a curated record. Bases 348 to 2117 code for a protein of 589 amino acids. Gene Ontology annotation, cellular component: membrane. NCBI's taxonomy places the organism in Eukaryota, Viridiplantae, Streptophyta, Magnoliopsida, Malpighiales, Euphorbiaceae.